Molecule: messenger RNA, 1095 nt
Organism: Aspergillus melleus
Lineage: Eukaryota; Fungi; Ascomycota; Eurotiomycetes; Eurotiales; Aspergillaceae
Gene: HEM12
Product: uroporphyrinogen decarboxylase HEM12
Exons: 4
Coding region: 1-1095 (364 amino acids)
Biological process (GO): heme biosynthetic process
Cellular component (GO): cytosol
Molecular function (GO): uroporphyrinogen decarboxylase activity
Source: RefSeq, a predicted model, not a curated record
AUGCAGGUGAAAUUCGAGCCAUUGAAGAACGACCUUUUGCUCAGGGCCGCGAGAGGCGAGAAGGUGGCACGCCCUCCCAUUUGGGUCAUGCGCCAAGCCGGUCGUUAUCUUCCCGAGUACCACGAAGCCAAAGGCAACCGCGAUUUCUUCGAAUGCUGUCGCAGCCCCGAGAUCGCUUCGACUUUGACCCUCCAGCCCGUGGAACGGUAUGCCGGACUUAUCGAUGCCGCGAUCAUCUUCUCGGAUAUUCUCGUCAUCCCCCAGGCCAUGGGGAUGCUGGUGGAAAUGGUCGACAAGAAGGGGCCGCACUUCCCCGAACCGCUCAAGUCGCCGGACGAUGGACAAUAUGAGCGGGUCAUGCAGAAACAGGUCGAUGUGAAGUCGGAGCUGGACUACGUCUACAAGGCCAUCACCCUCACCCGUCACAAGCUGCAAGGUCGCGUGCCCCUCAUCGGCUUCUGUGGAGCCCCGUGGACCUUGCUCUGCUACAUGGUUGAAGGUGGAGGCAGCAAGCUGUUCGUUCAGUCGAAGACGUGGGUCUACAAGUACCCCAAGGAGUCGCAGGCGUUGCUGCAGAAGAUCGCGGAGAUCUGUGUGGAAUAUCUGGCUCUUCAGGUCGCGGCGGGCGCCCAGCUGGUUCAGGUCUUCGACUCGUGGGCGGGUGAACUGUCCCCGUCGUCCUUCCAGUCGUUCUCUCUGCCUUACUUGCGCCAUAUCUCGGCCAACUUGCCCAAGAAGCUGACUGAGAUGGGACUGGAGCCGGUUCCGAUGACCGUCUUCGCCAAGGGCGCGUGGUAUGCUCUGGAGGAUCUUUGCGAGUCGGGCUACAACGUCGUUGGACUCGACUGGUUGCACGAUUCGGCCGAGGCUAUGCGCAUUGCCAAUGGCCGAGUGACCAUUCAGGGUAACGCUGACCCUGGUGUGCUCUACGGAGGCCCGGAGGCUAUCACGCCGGUGGUCGAGAAGAUGGUCGAAGGAUUCCGCAAGGGCAAGCAAGGAUGGAUUGCUAACCUGGGCCACGGUAUCACCCCCUUCGUCAAGCCGGAGAAUCUGAAGUUUUUCUUCGAAGAGAUCCAUCGCCUUACUGCUGCUUAA